GCCCGGCUCUCAGUAGCGCCGCCCGAGGCUGCAGCAGCGCAUCCCGGGGCGCGGCGCCCACCAGCACCCAUGGCGCGGCGGUGGCGCGGAGGGCUCGGUUCGGAAAGGGCCGGGAGCCCGGGCGCCCUGGUGUGAGGAGGGCCGGGAGCUGGCUCUGGAGGCUGCGGAGGCGACGCCGGAAAGAACGAAGCCUCGGCGGGGAGCGGAUCUUUCGAAGAUGGUUUGGCUGCCUUGGAGAUUUGGAGAUCUGAUGCCACGAUGAGGACUCACACACGGGGGGCUCCCAGUGUGUUUUUCAUAUAUUUGCUUUGCUUUGUGUCAGCCUACAUCACCGACGAGAACCCAGAAGUCAUGAUUCCCUUCACCAAUGCCAACUAUGACAGCCAUCCCAUGCUGUACUUCUCUAGGACAGAAGUGGCAGAGCUGCAGCGCAGGGCUGCCAGCUCGCACGAGCACAUUGCAGCCCGCCUCACGGAGGCUGUGCACACAAUGCUGUCCAGCCCCUUGGAAUACCUCCCUCCCUGGGAUCCCAAGGACUACAGUGCCCGCUGGAAUGAAAUUUAUGGAAACAACUUAGGUGCCUUGGCAAUGUUUUGUGUGCUGUAUCCUGAGAACAUUGAAGCCCGAGACAUGGCCAAAGACUACAUGGAGAGGAUGGCAGCGCAGCCUAGUUGGUUGGUGAAAGAUGCUCCUUGGGAUGAGGUCCCGCUUGCUCACUCCCUGGUUGGUUUUGCCACUGCUUAUGACUUCUUGUACAACUACCUGAGCAAGACACAACAGGAGAAGUUUCUUGAAGUGAUUGCCAAUGCCUCAGGGUAUAUGUAUGAAACUUCAUACAGGAGAGGAUGGGGAUUUCAAUACCUGCACAAUCAUCAGCCCACCAACUGCAUGGCUUUGCUCACAGGAAGCCUAGUCCUGAUGAAUCAAGGAUAUCUUCAAGAAGCCUACUUAUGGACCAAACAAGUUCUGACCAUCAUGGAGAAAUCUCUGAUCUUGCUCAGGGAGGUGACGGAUGGCUCCCUCUAUGAAGGAGUUGCAUAUGGCAGCUACACCACUAGAUCACUCUUCCAAUACAUGUUUCUCAUCCAGAGGCACUUCAACAUCAACCACUUUGGCCAUCCGUGGCUUAAACAACACUUUGCAUUUAUGUAUAGAACCAUCCUGCCAGGGUUUCAAAGGACUGUGGCUAUUGCGGACUCAAAUUACAACUGGUUUUAUGGUCCAGAAAGCCAGUUAGUGUUCCUUGAUAAAUUUGUCAUGCGUAAUGGCAGUGGUAACUGGCUAGCUGACCAAAUCAGAAGGAACCGUGCGGUGGAAGGUCCAGGAACACCGUCCAAAGGGCAGCGCUGGUGCACUCUGCACACGGAAUUUCUCUGGUAUGAUGCCAGCUUGAAAUCGGUUCCUCCUCCAGACUUUGGCACCCCUACACUGCAUUAUUUUGAAGACUGGGGUGUUGUGACUUAUGGAAGUGCACUACCUGCAGAAAUCAAUAGAUCUUUCCUUUCCUUCAAGUCUGGAAAACUGGGGGGACGUGCAAUAUAUGACAUUGUCCACAGAAACAAAUACAAAGAUUGGAUCAAAGGAUGGAGAAAUUUUAAUGCAGGGCAUGAACAUCCUGAUCAAAACUCAUUUACUUUUGCUCCCAAUGGUGUGCCUUUCAUUACUGAGGCUCUGUACGGGCCAAAGUACACCUUCUUCAACAAUGUUUUGAUGUUUUCCCCCGCUGUGUCAAAGAGCUGCUUUUCUCCCUGGGAGGGUCAGGUCACAGAAGACUGCUCAUCAAAAUGGUCUAAAUACAAGCAUGACCUGGCAGCUAGUUGUCAGGGGAGAGUGGUUGCAGCAGAGGAGAAAAAUGGGGUGGUUUUCAUCCGAGGAGAAGGUGUGGGAGCUUACAACCCCCAGCUCAACCUGAAGAAUGUUCAGAGGAAUCUCAUCCUCCUACAUCCACAGCUGCUUCUCCUUGUAGACCAAAUACACCUGGGAGAGGAGAGUCCCCUGGAGACAGCAGCAAGCUUCUUCCACAAUGUGGAUGUUCCUUUUGAGGAGACUGUGGUAGAUGGUGUCCAUGGGGCUUUCAUCAGGCAGAGAGAUGGUCUCUAUAAAAUGUACUGGAUGGACGAUACUGGCUACAGCGAGAAAGCAACCUUUGCCUCAGUGACAUAUCCUCGGGGCUAUCCCUACAAUGGGACAAACUAUGUGAAUGUCACCAUGCACCUCCGAAGUCCCAUCACCAGGGCAGCUUACCUCUUCAUAGGGCCAUCUAUAGAUGUUCAGAGCUUCACUAUCCACGGAGACUCUCAGCAACUGGAUGUGUUCAUAGCCACCAGCAAACAUGCCUACGCAACGUACCUGUGGACAGGUGAGGCCACAGGACAGUCUGCCUUUGCACAGGUCAUUGCUGAUCGUCACAAAAUUCUGUUUGACCGGAAUUCAGCCAUCAAGAGCAGCAUUGUCCCUGAGGUGAAGGACUAUGCUGCUAUUGUGGAACAGAACCUGCAGCAUUUUAAGCCAGUGUUUCAGCUACUGGAGAAGCAGAUACUGUCCCGAGUCCGUAACACAGCUAGCUUUAGGAAGACUGCUGAGCGCCUGCUGAGAUUUUCAGAUAAGAGACAGACUGAGGAGGCCAUUGACAGGAUUUUUGCCAUAUCACAGCAACAGCAGCAGCAAAGCAAGUCAAAGAAAAACCGAAGGGCAGGCAAGCGCUAUAAAUUUGUGGAUGCUGUCCCUGAUAUUUUUGCACAGAUUGAAGUCAAUGAGAAAAAGAUUAGACAGAAAGCUCAGAUUUUGGCACAGAAAGAACUACCCAUAGAUGAAGAUGAAGAAAUGAAAGACCUUUUAGAUUUUGCAGAUGUAACAUAUGAAAAACAUAAAAAUGGGGGCUUGAUGAAAGGCCGGUUUGGACAGGCACGGAUGAUGACAACUACUCACAGCAGGGCCCCAUCACUGUCUGCUUCCUAUACCAGAUUGUUCUUGAUCCUGAACAUUGCUAUUUUCUUUGUCAUGUUGGCAAUGCAACUGACUUAUUUCCAGAGGGCCCAGAGCCUACAUGGCCAAAGAUGUCUUUAUGCAGUUCUUCUAAUAGAUAGCUGUAUUUUAUUGUGGUUGUACUCUUCUUGUUCCCAAUCACAGUGUUAGCACUGAAGAUAUAAAUUACCUGGUCAUUUUGUGAUCACAAGAGGCUAUACAAAAAAAAAAUUUCUUUACCCCAGAUUAUCAGAUUUUUUUCCCCUCAGAUUCAUUUUAACAAAUUAAGGGAAGAUGUUUUGACACAAAAAAGCAGGAACAUGGAGAAAUUGGAGCAGGCAAAGAAUUUAUCAAAGCAGUAGAAACAGCUUGGUGGUCCUAUGGUGUUUCUGGAAGUAUUUGGCAUUGCUAAUUGAGCAGUCCAUGUAGUACUACUUUUAGAAGAAACAAAAAGUCUGUUUUUUAAAGUAAUGUUUUUUCUUAUGAGAAAAAGGUUGAGAUAGAAUUGGGUUUUAUUAAUAUUAAUGUAAUACUAUUAGCAAUUUCCUUAUACGAUAUUAUGGAAAAGACUGAAGAAUACAAUUCUGAGAAAUAUAACAAAAUUUUAAUGGUACAGUCCUGUUGAAAGAUAAAUGUUGCUAAGUCCUGGUAUGAUGGUGUCGUUUCCUUGGGGAACUUCUUGAGUUAUGUAACUAACAGGAUCUUUUACUACAGUUCUGGAUGGCUAUUCAGAUAAUAGAGCAAAAAAUUAUAGCAGAAGAUCAUUAAAAACUUAAAAUAUAUUUUAUAGGAAAACAUUUAUCUGAAUGAAUAUUUCCUUGAUGCUGGUCUCUGCACACAUAGAAUUGGUUACUUGUAUGCAUUCAUUGGUGGUUCAAUAAGUAAGAUGAUUACAGAUAAUUUAAUACUGUAUUUUCCUUAUAUGGAAAACUGUUGUAGACCCAAUGACUAAACCUUUCAAAAUAAAAUAUUUUCUAUUAUGAAUGUUGAUUUUCAUACCAAAGAAGAUGGAGAAUCUAAAAUUUGGAUAUGAUUCUUAUGUUUUUUUAAUAGGAAAACUUUUUCAAGUUUAUUUUGCUAAAUAAACAUCGUAAUUGUGAAUUUU
Molecule: messenger RNA, 4069 nt
Organism: Rhinopithecus roxellana (golden snub-nosed monkey)
Lineage: Eukaryota; Metazoa; Chordata; Mammalia; Primates; Cercopithecidae
Gene: DSE
Product: dermatan sulfate epimerase
Exons: 6
Coding region: 259-3135 (958 amino acids)
Molecular function (GO): chondroitin-glucuronate 5-epimerase activity
Source: RefSeq, a predicted model, not a curated record